Exophiala aquamarina CBS 119918 is the source of this 936-nucleotide messenger RNA. RefSeq lists its product as uncharacterized. The transcript is spliced from 2 exons. Lineage: Eukaryota; Fungi; Ascomycota; Eurotiomycetes; Chaetothyriales; Herpotrichiellaceae. The record is from RefSeq and is a predicted model, not a curated record. The coding region runs from base 1 to 936 and encodes 311 amino acids.
AUGGAUGAUACUAGACCAAGGACGACUCGCCCAGCGCAAAACGCUUCCUCGGAACAGAUUGCAGGGGCAGCCCCGAUCGUCAGCCCAGAAAGCGAGAGGAGGGCGCAAAUGAUAGAGGGUGAGGCAGCACGACAUGACGGAAAUACAGAUGCGGAUUCACGUGCGCCUUCUCCGAUAGUUCGCGUCCCAGGCCAGGAUGGCGGUCAGGCACAGCGUCAACCAGCGGGUACCUCAGGUAGCGCCGUUGCUGGACAAGGCUCAAAUGGAGGCCAAAAGAGUCCCCCUGUUCUUGAGAAUAAAGAGGAAAUGUUUAAGACAAUCGUGGGUAAAGGUGGAUAUGAGAACUUCAACCACAAAGUCAGGAGAGCCCAUCAGUUGCACACUUAUCAAUAUUGGUUUGUCGCCACUACUUCGAACGCGCUCCUGUUCAUACAGGUGGUUCUCGGGGCCUCAUUGACCGUCUUGGGAGCUUUCAACGACAGAAGGGCGAGAACGGCGACUAUUUUCCUCGGUGCAGCGAACACAGUCAUCGCUGCGCUUCUGACAUAUUUCAAAACUCGUAAUCAACCGAACCGGGCUCGACAGCUGCGGAAUGAUUUGGGCAGGGUGGUUGAUCAACUGGACGACGCCGAGGCAAAUUUCCGCACUGCCAAUGUUCCCGAAGACGUUACUGCAACGAUACAGAGUAUCAGGACUGCGUUUAAACAGGCCAGAGCAGAUGCAGAAUCGAACUAUCCCGAUCUCUGGGUAAAAGCUGGCGACGUCAGAAAUCCCUUCAAUCCGGAUCAAGAGAAAGAUGCCACUCCACCAGAACCAUUGGCUCAACCAUCACAACCAGGACAACAGAACCCGGGAUCCGAGGUCUUCGCAUCCGGAGCUCUGGGUGGUCCGCCACUGUCUAGUAAAACAGGAACGGUUCCGCAGGCCACAGGAUGA